CGUCUUCAUACGAAUCAAUCCCUCUCACCAGAAAAGUCUUCCACUUCAUCUGAGCCUCGCUUGGUCGCGUCUACCUUCCCCUUUCUCUCUCUCUAUAUCUACGUACUUAUAUACAGACGUAUAGUUGUCUUACUUUGGGUGGUGAAACGAACUAUAUAUCGAAAAUGGGGUUAUGUUUUUCUCGGAAGAGGCCGGUGAAGAAGAAACCUUCGAAUUCGAGACGGAUAUCGAACCAACAAUCAACUACAGGUGGUGUCGGUGGUGGUGGUAGUGGUGGUGGUUCGAGCAAUCGGUGGAGUCGGAUUCGAUCGUCGAAGAAGGAAGACUCCACAAUUCACGAGAGAGCACUAGCGGCGGCGAUUCUGUUUCAGCAGCAGCAGAACAGUGGUGGAAAUGGUUCGAUGGCGUUUGAUCGGUCGAAUUCGUUGCGGUAUUAUAGUGGGAACUCUAAGAAGAGUCAAGCGUUGCCUCGGAGUUCGAGUUCGAGGGCGAGGUCCCUCACUGAUCCUCUGCUUCAGCCUCACCAGCUUGUUAAUCCGGAUGUAAAGCUUGAUGAUCUAGAGACCAAUCAUUUUGUCCUUGUCCAUGGAGGUGGUUUCGGUGCCUGGUGCUGGUACAAAACUAUAGCACUUUUAGAAGAGGGUGGAUUCAAAGUUACUGCCAUAGACUUAACUGGUUCUGGAAUCCAUUCGUUUGAUACAAACCACAUCACGAGCCUUUCACAAUUUGUGAAGCCACUUACUCAUUUUCUUGAGGAACUUGCUGAUGGAGAGAAGGUGAUUUUGGUAGGACAUGAUUUUGGUGGUGCAUGUAUAUCAUAUGCAAUGGAGUUGUUCCCAUUCAGAGUUGCAAAAGCUGUUUUUAUUGCGGCAGCGAUGUUGACCAGUGGACAAAGCACCCUUAAUAUGUUUUCCCAAAAGGCAGAUUCGAAUGAUCUAAUGCGACAGGCCCAGAAAUUUAUGUAUGCAAAUGGAAAUGAUCACCCUCCAACUGCCAUUGAUCUUGACAAAUCACUAAUAAGGGACCUAUUAUUUAACCAGAGUCCUGCGAAGGACAUUGCAUUAGCAUCUGUUGCAAUGAGGCCAAUGCCCUUUUUGCCCGUUUUGGAGAAGCUCUCGCUUUCUGAAGAGAAAUAUGGCUCUGUUAGACGGUUUUACAUAGAGACUACAGAAGAUAAUGCCAUACCCAUUGAGCUACAAGAGAGUAUGAUUAACAAUAGUCCUCCGGAACGGGUUUUUGGUCUUAGAGGUGCUGACCACUCUCCUUUUUUUCCAAGCCUCAAGCACUACAUAAACAAUUGGUGGAGAUAUCAAGGAUUGCAUUAUCUUAGAGUAUUUGCUUGAAGUUUUUGGAACUCUUUCCCUUCAUUCCUAGAUUUCUACUGACAUAAGCAAUGGAAGUUUCAUACAUUCACGGGCAUAUUGGCCUCCACUGAUUACAUGAAUUGCUUCAGUUAUCUAUUCAGUAAGCCAUCACUUGACGACGUAGAGCCCAGAUUUGCCAUUCCUCUUUUACAGAGCUGAUGUUUCUCGCGAAUGUUUCCUAGCAGACCUCAAUCACCUGGAAUGAGGCAUAGUUUGUGUGUACAGGCGAUGAGGUGAUCAUGAAGGGGCUGUGGGAAUUAUGCCAAUACCCUAGUCCCAACUCUCCGCUUCAUUUUAAGCAUAAUAAGAUCAAGUUUAACUAUCUAAUUCAGAACAACUUCCAGCAGUUCUGCUUGUUGAUUGAAAAGAGGAGAUUUGCUUGAUGUAAGUCUGUUCAUCUUCGGAAUUAGGGUCGAGAUUUAGAGAUUGAUUUUCUUAGCAAAUUAGCCCAUGGUUCAAGAUUUGGCUGAAUCACUGGCCUUGGAGUUUACAUGUGGUUUGACCUUUGAAUUCAUGUAUAUGAAGGGCCGAAAAUUAGUGUCUAUUCCACAUGAAUAGACAUAAUAAUAAAGCAAUUCUAAAUCAG
Messenger RNA from Ilex paraguariensis (yerba mate), 1950 nucleotides. The record is from the annotation of a GenBank genome assembly. Lineage: Eukaryota; Viridiplantae; Streptophyta; Magnoliopsida; Aquifoliales; Aquifoliaceae.